Solanum pennellii is the source of this 705-nucleotide messenger RNA. RefSeq lists its product as uncharacterized. NCBI's taxonomy places the organism in Eukaryota, Viridiplantae, Streptophyta, Magnoliopsida, Solanales, Solanaceae. Bases 106 to 462 code for a protein of 118 amino acids. The transcript has 2 exons. The record is from RefSeq and is a predicted model, not a curated record.
GUGUAGUAAUAUGUUCCUAUAAAUACAACGGUUGUUGAGAAGGAAAUUCAACCUUUAUAUUUUCUUUUUUUUUUCCAUUUUCCAAUCAAAGUAGCAUCACAUAAUAUGGCCGGAGCACGUCCUUUGCUUAACUUUGCGUUUUACUUUGUUGUUGUCGUAGCUGCAAUUACUGUUACUUUUUCUCGUUCACCGAAGAUGCAAGCAAUGGGUGCACGCGAAAUGUCACUUGAUAUUGUAGAGAUUGAUCAAAAAUUAAUUCCGGUUGGUGCUAUAAUAACUUGCUUGAAAAGAUGCUACAAGAAGAGUGAUUGCAGCGAUGGAUGGCUUUGUAGAGAUUGCGCGAAUGAUGCAUUUGAUCAAGGUGGAAAACAUUGCGACAAGUUUACUGCUUCUGGACAAGGAUAUUUUGCUAUGCUCAAUCGUCGUCAAGUUAAUCAUGCGGGUUAUGUAUUUGCAGUUUGAUGAUGCAAGUGAAGAAAUAAUUAGCAGUUCCUUCAUGUAUUUAUCUAGUUUUUUUUCCAUGAUGGCCUAUGGAUACUUUCUCCUUACCUUUGUUCCUCUUUGUCCUCUUUGUGUAAUAAAUAAUAUUAAGUGAACUUAGAAGAACAUUUAUGGUUUUUUUCCAAUAAGUUUAUGUGAGCAAUUUGGCUUGUGAUUGCCAUUUUUUGUUAUCAAUUAAAUGCUUGAGUUUCCUUUUAAUUCCUA